Molecule: messenger RNA, 432 nt
Organism: Eublepharis macularius
Lineage: Eukaryota; Metazoa; Chordata; Lepidosauria; Squamata; Eublepharidae
Gene: GRIFIN
Product: galectin-related inter-fiber protein
Exons: 4
Coding region: 1-432 (143 amino acids)
Molecular function (GO): carbohydrate binding
Source: RefSeq, a predicted model, not a curated record
AUGUUCCACGUUGUUGCGAGCAAGUUUGAAGCCUCACGCCCAGAUGGGCUGUGUCCUGGCUGGAGUGUGCGAGUCAAAGGUGAAACGAGCUCCAGCACUAAUACGUUUCAGAUUAAUUUCCUCUGUGACCCAGGAGAACAGGUAGCCCUCCACUUUAACCCUCGCUUUGCAGACUCUGUUAUCAUCUGCAACUCCUUUCUCGACAACUGCUGGGGGCAGGAAGUGGUGACUGACACUUUCCCUCUAGAACCCAAGGAGCCUUUCCAGAUUGAAAUCUACUCUGACCAAAACUACUUCCAUGUUUUUGUGGAUGAAAACAAAGUCCUUCAAUAUGAGCACCGACACAAGCAACUCUCCACCAUCUUCAAAGUGCAGAUUCUAGAUGACAUCCAAAUUUCCUCCGUGGAGGUCACCAGACGAGGUCUCUACUAG